Messenger RNA from Leptopilina heterotoma, 1525 nucleotides. Its product is annotated as alpha-tocopherol transfer protein-like. Gene Ontology annotation, molecular function: phosphatidylinositol bisphosphate binding. NCBI's taxonomy places the organism in Eukaryota, Metazoa, Arthropoda, Insecta, Hymenoptera, Figitidae. Gene Ontology annotation, cellular component: membrane. Bases 308 to 1210 code for a protein of 300 amino acids. The record is from RefSeq and is a predicted model, not a curated record. The transcript has 3 exons.
UUCACUCUUUUACAGUACAGUAAAUAUUUUUCCCCAACUUUACAUCUUUAUUUCUUUAUAUCUUUACUUUCAUAAUUUUUUUCCCCUGUACGGAAUAUACGGCGGUAUAUUUGAUUUAUAUAUUGUUAAAAGAUAUUUUUACAAAAAGAAAUAUAAUAUAUAAUAUAAUAAUACAUAAUAUAAUAUAUAUAACAUAGAACAAAAAGAAAAUAGUGGUACAGAAUAAGCAGAGAAAUUUUACCCCCUUUAAUAUUUAUCAAAUACUUUACUAAAAUUGAAUUGAAAGGAACUAAAUUUUCGAAUAGUCAUGGUUCUGAAGUAUAUCAAUGUGGACGAGGAGUUUAAAAAGAAUCCCGAUCUUAAAGAAUCGGAUCUGCAAAUGCUACGUGAAUGGUGUGAAAAACAACCGCACUUGCCGAAAGUCACUGACACGGAUUUAAUUCUUUUCCUACAUAGCAAUUAUUACCUGAUGGAACCAACAAAGACGAAUAUUGAAACUUAUUUUACGUUGAGGACACAUUUACCGGAAUUUUUCACGAGCAGGGAUUUGACACAGUCGCCGGAAUUGCGAACCGCAUUGGAAGUCGCUUUCACUACACCUCUAAAGGGAAAGACAAAUGAGGGUUACAGUGUUUUGUUUUGGAAAUUAAUGGACAGCGACGUCACAAAGUAUGUCCAUUUGCACACGAUGAAACUUCACGUAAUGAUAUUUGAUUUGUGGUUGCAAACGCAUGGAACAAUGCUUGGUCAUGUUUUGGUUAUUGACGUAAAGGGAAUAAGUAUUGGUCACGUGACAAGAACGAGUCCUAUAAUUUUCAAAAAAUUUCUCUGCUAUCUUCAAGAUGCAUUUCCAGUUCGUUUAAAGGCCAUACAUUUUAUUAAUUCAGUAGCCGCAGUCGAUAUGCUGUUUGCAAUGACAAAACCAUUUAUGAGGAAGGAAUUAAUAGACAUGUUACAUUUUCAUACGGCAAUCGACACAUUUAAAAAACUAUUUCCCAUGGAAAUUUUGCCAAAUGAAUCAGGCGGUAAGGCAGGUCCUGUGGAGGGAUUUCGACAAAAUAGUAUCAAGGAAUUGGAGGAAUUUCGCUAUUGGUUUGCGCACGACGAAUUGCAUGGACGUGUGAAUGAAUCUAAACGCGUUGGAAAAGCGAAAAACGCUACCGAUCUCUUUGGCGCUGAAGGUAGCUUCAAAUCACUAGCUAUCGAUUAAAAUUUACAAAUAUUAGAUCGAAAAUACUUUUCAGAAAAAUUAAUUAAACUUGUAGGCUAACGCAACACUUGAAUAAAUAAUUUAAAUUAAAUUUAGUUUUAUUAACCGAAUAAGUGACGCUUUUCGGUAAAAUAGACUUUAGGCGGCAAAAAAAUAUAGAGGUUAUGUUUUGGAAAGUUUGUAAUAGAAUUAAAAUAUUAUAUUAUUUAAUCUAAUUUUUAAUUAACAACUAAUAUUCAAUAUUAACUGAAAUUUUAAUAUUAUUUACCAUUUUGUAAAUUUUCUUGUCCAUUUUCUCAUGUAUAAAAAUUGAAU